This is a messenger RNA of Folsomia candida, 1892 nucleotides long. RefSeq lists its product as uncharacterized. Lineage: Eukaryota; Metazoa; Arthropoda; Collembola; Entomobryomorpha; Isotomidae. Bases 142 to 1692 code for a protein of 516 amino acids. Gene Ontology annotation, molecular function: serine-type endopeptidase inhibitor activity. The record is from RefSeq and is a predicted model, not a curated record. The transcript has 7 exons.
UAUUGUAUUCAGGUGUAUCCGCACACAAGUUCUUUGAACUUUGGUGAGUUUACAGGUUGAUUUCUAAUGUGUGAAUUUUGAUAUUUUCUGGAAGAGUUUACAAGUCUGUGAAAAAAGACUAGAUUUUCUGAAGUUUCCAAAAUGUCGAAAAAACAUUAUUACAAAGUCGGAAGUAUUUUAAUAACCGUGAUUCUGACAUUUUCUUCCGCAACUCAGUCAGAACAAGAGAGUUCGAGUAGUCAUGUCGCAAAUUCGGCCGCAUUGCAGGAAAGACACCGUUUCGAAAGCCUUCUCGCUGCUGGAAGAAUGCUUUCCUUUCCGUACGCAACAGGGCUUAUUUUGACUGCGGUUUCAUCCCAAAGAGAAAAUUGGAAUGUUUCUCUCCAAGGAAUGGACAAAAUAUUGGAUUUGUCACCUGCCCAGCUUUGCUCGACGUACAAGGACACGAUGGAGCUAAUCAAACAAGAUGACAAUGUCACAACAUCCAGCAAUUUGUAUCUGCUACAAAACCAGAAAAGCGAUCCAACUCUGGCCGACAGACUGGAUAAAUUACAAAUUGCUGUAAACAGACUGAAAUGGGAGGAAGACCACUUCAACGCGAGUUGGGAUCUGAUGAAUAACAAUUUAAAUGAAAAGACGAACAAUUUAUUGGACGCGAAACUCAUUCCCAGAGAUUCUCCGGUGGGAAAUCCGUUCCGGUUUUCAACCCAAGCCAUCAUGCUAACUACAUUCCACUACAGGAACUAUUGGAAAAAUGCGUGGGUUUCUGGAGGGUUUGGAAAGUUUGGGGAUGCUGAAAAUGUUCCUUUUCUCCAGGCUGAGGGCAAUUUCCUAUAUGCAGAUGCAGACGACUAUUACGCCAUCAGCGUUCCGCUUCAGGGCGAUGAGAAGUCAAUGGUGUUCAUCAUGCCAAAAAUCAACCUCACCCAAUAUCUUCGCCACGUCAAGAGGAAAGUAUUAGCGAGCCGAAUAAGGGGUGGUGACGAGGAAGAAGAUUUCGUCCCAUUUCCAAGACGCUGGGAAAAACGAGAUUUAUCCAUCCACCUCCCAUCAUUCAGCCUGACGAAUACUGAUCAGUAUGGGAAAGAGCUGGAUGAGUUGGGAAUGAACCAGACAUUUUGUACUACUUUGCGUGACAGGAGUGGAACGAUUCCUUUCUAUUUGAGGCCUAUUGUUUCUAUCAAUGUCGUGAAUAUUACGACGGACCACGUGGAGAUUGCGUCUGCAACGGGAACUGCACUGGAAAAGUUUUAUCUUGGUAUUGAUUUGGGUGGGGUCGGGUAUCCGAAAUCUGUUAAAGAAUUUGAAGGUCAACCGAAUCCCUCCAUAUUCAAGGACAAAUUAAAAUCAUCCCAAAACGGAGAUGAGUCCAGUGUUGGGCCAAUUUCCGGUGGUGGCGAAACAAAUCUCGAUAAUAGCGCAACAACUGACAAGGAAGACUUUCUUGAUGCAAUAACAACCACUCCGAGUGGUGAUGCGGCUUUGUCGGGAGAAAAGAUCGUGUUCAACAGGCCAUUUCUCUGGUAUUUAAACGAUUCCAAGCUUGGCCCAUUAUUUUUCGGAGUCGUCGAGCAGACAGAAACGGAAUCUGAUCCAGACCCAGAUGAAAAUUCCAGAUUUUCAGAGGAAACGCAGAGAUACUUGCUGUGGAGUUGUCGGAGUUUCAAACAGUCUGGAGAAAUCGGUAAAUAAAUAAUGCCGACGGUAUGCGUUUCUUCAAUGAAAACUGUGUUGCACAAUAUUUUGAGUGAGAAAAUAAUCAUUUUCAUGUAUGAAAAUGCAUUUUGGUUGGUUGCGGAUCUUCUAAUGAAUGAAAACCUCGUUUCAAUAUUUAAUUAAUGUGGUCACAAUUGGUAAUGAAAUAAAUGCUUUAGUUACAUGCACACAUCAAA